Drosophila virilis is the source of this 481-nucleotide messenger RNA. RefSeq names its product Cytochrome c oxidase copper chaperone COX17 (gene Cox17). Gene Ontology annotation, biological process: mitochondrial respiratory chain complex IV assembly. The record is from RefSeq and is a predicted model, not a curated record. Gene Ontology annotation, molecular function: copper ion binding; copper chaperone activity. Lineage: Eukaryota; Metazoa; Arthropoda; Insecta; Diptera; Drosophilidae. Gene Ontology annotation, cellular component: mitochondrial intermembrane space.
AACAAAGGCAAGUGAAAGUGCAACGUGUUCAAUAAAUAGCAGCGCAUUUUGUUUAAUUUUCAUCAAGUCACGCGCAAAUAACACAAACCACAAUGGGCAGCAAUUCAUCCAAGGGAGUCGGAGUCGUUGAGAACGCUGCAGCGCCCGCGCUCAAGGCCACAGACGCAGCGUCCGCCGGCGGGGACAAGCCCAAAUGCAAAGCCUGCUGUGCCUGUCCCGAAACGAAGCGUGCACGUGAUCAAUGCAUUGUGGAAAACGGCGAGGAGAACUGCACAAAGCUCAUUGAGGCGCACAAGCAGUGCAUGCGCGAUGCUGGCUUCAAUAUCUAAAGCUGGACCUGGGCUGCUGGGCGGUGUGGUCGGAGUACUUAGAUUUAGGCGGCAGCCUUACGCCCUGCGUGGUCUCUCUCUUGUUUCGUUAUAUUCUCAAGCUAAUUAUAGUUAAUUUAAUGGAUAAACAUAAACCAAAAUUGUUGAUACCA